Pocillopora meandrina is the source of this 8658-nucleotide messenger RNA. NCBI's taxonomy places the organism in Eukaryota, Metazoa, Cnidaria, Anthozoa, Scleractinia, Pocilloporidae. The record is from the annotation of a GenBank genome assembly.
AUGAUGGCGGAUGUGGAGGAACUUAUCGUUUUCAGCAAGAACUUCAGGGUUUGUUUUCAUGGCUUAACAUUACUUCUUGUUAACAGUUGUCGUUCAAUCUCAAUUCAAAUGUAUUUUAGUGAAGCUCGAUUCAUGGCUUUUAAUUUGGUUAUAUUUCAACAAAUGUAAAAUUAUUACCGGCCGAUCCAUUUUACAAUAAUUCAGCUGACAAUUUAUUGCUUCGGUUUGCAAUAGGUACUUUCAAUAAUAUAUUUCAUCUUUUCUACAUACUUCAGCUCGCAAACGAGGAGGAGAGCAAGAGAAAAGGUAAAGCAAGCAUUUUAAAUGAAAAGAGAAGUUAUUAGAAGUAUAAAAUUGGUUUAAAGGACAAGAAACAUUAUUUUGUUUAUGUCAGUUUGUUUUGUUGUUUUCUGCUUGGCAAGCAUAAAAUUGAAGUAAACCCACCAGUCGUAACGAACUUUUUUAUCAGAGCGAUAACUGUAUCUUCCACUGUAACUAAUCUAAAAAACAUUGCGAUAAAUCGUCUUUUAAUGAGGAAGUACAAAAUUGAGAUCUUAACAUAGUCGAGUUGUUCUGGUGUAAAGUAAAUUUCAUGUCAAAAUAUUAAACAGCUUUGGUUACACUUAAUUUUCCGUUUUUGCCAGGGAUUCAGGUAUUGUAGGAUUUAGGAGAUGUUUCCCUUAAGAUUCUAGGUCUCUGAACAAGUAUAUCUUGUCCAAAUUUCUUGCAUUGUGUUUGAGUUCUGGAUGAAGUAAACAUUUUCAACUGACACUUUCAUACCUCUUUUACAUUCCAUUAUUCUGUUUUGGAAAUAAGUCUUAAAAGAGAUGUUGGGACACAUUUUUUGAAAUACUUUAUCAUCAUCAUCAUCAUCAUUAUUAUUAUUAUCAUUAUUUUUUAUAAUGUUAGUAAAUGAGUUUUUCUUUUUUUUUUCAUUCAGAGAAUACGGUGCAAGACUUGAGACUCUUCCAUGACUCAUUGAAUGUAAGUAAUGUACUUCAGUUUUGACAAGUCUUACAUAUAUCUAUAAGGAAAUAAAUUUGAGAUCUUUCAAACAGUCACUAUAUGUCUGAGGAGUAUUGUGUUGAUUGUGUUACAGUUGCACAUUCCUGCAAUGAACAAGAAAGCAAGCAAUUCUGAAAAUUCCUUCCAAGCCAAGCCACAAACUGGAAAAACAGGAAUUGAAGGUGACAAUAAUAAAAAGGAGCAUCUUCUCGACCACAAUGGAGACAUUGAACCUCCUCAAGAAGGUAAGGUUGAUCUUUAUCUGUAAGAAGCGAAACCUCUUGUCCAAUCGGUGUUACGGCAAUUAAUCUUAUUCUUAUUUCCCAUUGUUAAAGAUUAUGAUUUACAAUGAGUUCCAUUUGAAAGGAUGUGAAAAUCAAACUGGUUUUGAAAAAUUUGAACCAAGAAAACAUUUGAACCCUGAGACAGAUACUUCUGAGAAUUCAGUCUGCCUUCUUAAGUAUCUCUUUGCUUUCUUGUUUGAGCCAAGUGCUAAUAGUAAAUUAUCAUGACAAUCAAUUAACUAAAAUGUUUAUAUAAUAAUUUUAAUAUAAAAAAUUGAUUUUAUUAGUCCUUUUCCUAAUUUUUCUAUUCAUCAGACAUUUUUCAGCCUCAAACUCAAGUAAAGAAAAAAAAAAAGAAAAAGAAAAGAGCAAGCGACAGUGUCUGUGAAAGUUUUUAUGGUAAGAAUGUAAUUAAUUAGAAAAAAAGAAAAAGAAUGUGUUAUUAUUUGAUGUUAAUGAUAUCACUCUCAGUAAAUUUUUGCACUUGAGAGGAAGAAACAGUGACUGCAUGAUUUCAUAUUAGACUUGGGGUGAAAAGAUCUAGGCUCCAGACCAGCCAGAUUAUGGUGUUCUAUUCUUGGCUAAGACACCUUACUCCCAUAGCAGCUCUCUCCAACCAGGAGUAUAAAUGGGAACCAGAAAACAGAUAAGACCAAUGAAAUACAGGGAUGGUUACUGUUACGAACUAGCAUCCCAUUCAGGGAGAGAGGCCAUACUGAUAAGGAAUUCUGAUUAAACAUCAAGGUUAACCCUUUGCACCCAAAUAUCAGUGUGCAUAUUCUCCAUACUGUUCUUUACACAUUUCCUAAGUUGCUGCUAAGGAGAACUUGUUUAUCAAUCAAAACCUUUUUAAGUUGGGGAUCAUCUCCUUUAUUGUUAUGAGCUUAAUGUUUGAUUUAAAGGUGCUGUUGUAGGAGGAGUUAGAGGUUAGUCACUCUUGGGGACAAAGGGUUAACAGUAUAACUUAGCAGUGGCCCGGCAUUCUGUCCUGGGUGGAGAAGACAAAGUACUAUUUGCUUCAUGAUGCAAAAACUGGGAUGAGCUCCAGAACAAGUCUGCUGACUCAUAAGCUAACUUUAAGUACUAGGUUUUGUUUGUCAGUAAUCACUUUACAUGUUUAUUGUCUUACUUUCCUAGAUGUAUACAAGGUACUGGAUGACAUAUUAGGUCAAGGUGCCCAUACAACAGUGAAGAGUUGUGUUAAGCUUGCUACAAACCAGGAAUAUGCUGUCAAGGUUAGGAGAUUCCCUUAAAGAUAAAGAUAUGAAAACAAAUCUCCCUUGACUAUGACAAUGUAAAUAUUUUGAUUCCUUGUCCUGUGGUGUUGGCUAUCAGUAUCCCUAAAUCCUUUAACUCCCAAGAGUGACCAAACCAAAAUUUCUCCAUACAGUAUUGAUGCAAUAUCAAGCAGAAAAGUGAUGAGAAUAAAGAAAAAUAUCAAUUUGGUGAUAAAUAGUUGAUCCAACAGCAGAUCAUCAGAACUAACAUUAUAAGAAUUGUAUGGCAGAUAGUAAAGAGAAUUACUCAUGAGAUCUUGGGAGUAUUCACCUCACUACCUGCCAGAUCAUUUGGGGAUAAUUCAAGUGCUGGGAUGCUAGAUUUUUAAAGGAUUCUUUUUUUUAAUUGUAUAUCAUCAGAUUAUUGAGAAGUCUCCAAAAGUUGACAGAAAGCGUGUGCUUAAUGAGAUAGAGUUGCUCUACCGGUGCCGUGGACAAAAGUAAAUAAUAAAUUAUAACUUAACUUUUUGUUUUCUCCCCAAUAUUCUUGCUGUAGUCUAUAAUAAUUGACAAGCAUCUCUUGUAAUAUUCUUAUUUUCCAGGAAGAUAAAAUGUCUUUUUUUCUUUUGCAGGAAUAUAAUAGACUGCAUUGAAUAUUUUGAAGACAGUCACAAGUAAGUAUUGUGCCAAAAGAGACAACAAAUUUGCAAACUGAAUUACUCAAUGAUAUUUGGUAUCACAAUUACCCUCAUGAAUCAUAGUUUUUGUAAGAAAUAGUAUUGCAGAGGUUUACUGAUUAUUUAAAAAUUGCUAAAUAAUCCUUCUGUACGCAAUAGAGUUUGCUUUACUGAGAUUUUUUAUUUUAUCUCAUCAGGUUUUAUUUGGUAUUUGAAAAGAUGAGAGGAGGUAAUGACAACUUUAAAACCAUCCACUACCAAAUCAACCACUCAUUAGUCCAAUAAAUAGUUAUUAAACUGUAACUCCCAGAAAUAAUAAAAAUGUAAUUUCUCCCCAGAAUAUCCAUGGAUACAUUAAACAGCAAACAGAUAAUGAGAAUAUUAAAACUAAUCAGAUAAAGGUUAUUUUGAUCUAAUACCAAAUUCUCAUACAUAAGCAGCUAGGGAGGAUAAUAAUUAGCAAUCAGAUCAUGGGAGUUAAAGGUUUGUUACAUUAUGAUUUUAUUUUUCAAAGAAAUUAUAUUUUAUGCUUAUAUUUAUGCUGUUGGUAAUCAUACAUAGGACCACUUCUGAAACAUAUAGAGAAGAAGAAAGCUUUUACUGAGAAAGAGGCCAGCCUUGUUGUAAAAGACAUUGCAUCAGCCUUGGAUUUUCUUCACAAAAAAGGUACAUUCUGUUAUUUAUGGUUAUCAUCUUUUAAAUUUUUUUGCUUGACCAUUACUGCAAAAAAUAUAUCUUCCUAGCAAAGUUUGACCCUUUUCAUGUUUAUUCUAUUUUAAAAAUUCAUUUUUCCAGGCAUAGCUCAUCGAGAUUUGAAGCCUGAAAAUAUACUGUGUGCUAAUGAAAAUCAGGUAUAUAAUGGAAUUAAUUUGUUAUCAGUCUAUAAAAUUUCUCCUUUCCAUGACUUGCUAAAAAGCAGAACAAUCUGAGUAGUCUUACACUUGGCAACCUAAAUUGCCACAAUGCAAACCUGCUGCAUAAUGUAGCUAUGUUCUUCCCAGAUGCUUUAUUACCAACUUCAAUGCUAUAAAAAAAAAAAACCUCUCAUCACAAUUUUAUGCAUUAUUUGCAAGUCAAUGAUGAAACCAAACAAAUUUAUCAUUUAAAAGGAUUUAUCCUCACCAGCUGAUAGAAUGCACAAUUCUCCAAACUAAUUUAGAAGGAUAUGUAUAAUAGAUGGAGGGAGGAAUUGUUGCUUUGAUUUUACGGGUGAGAGUUAACCCCUGACUUUAUUACUUUUGCUGUAGAUAACCCCUGUCAAGAUUUGUGAUUUUGACCUGGCAAGUGGACUUGAUGGACUCGGUGUACCGGUGACAACACCAGAACUUCAGACACCAGUAAAUAUCAGUUCAUUAUGUAAACAAUAGCCUCUAUUUGUCUAAUUUUUACUAAGCUCAUGUCAAAAACACAACUCCUAUUUUCCUGCAACGGGAUUGAACAAAGUAUUAUUGAAUUUUAGAUCAGUUCUUGACACUAUAAUGUUCUUUUUCUUAGGUUGGCUCAGCUGAAUAUAUGGCACCUGAAGUGGUGGAUGCCUUCAAAACUCAUGCUACAACAUAUGACAAAAGAUGCGAUUUGUGGAGCCUUGGAGUAAUUCUGUAUGCAAACUAUUUCUUAUCCUAUUUCCACCCAUGUUAAGUUCCUCUUGUAUCCUGAGUCCUAUUUUUCAAUGAUCAAGGUAAAUGUUUUAUUUUUUAUGCAGUUAUAUUAUGUUGUCGGGGCACCCACCCUUUUAUGGCAAAUGUGGUACAGACUGUGGAUGGGAGAAAGGUGAAAACUGCAAAUCAUGUCAGGUUAGCAUUUCACGUGCAUUAAAGAGACUUUUCAAGAGAGAAAUUCCCAUGUUUUCUCUGCUUUAGAACUUUUUUUACACCCUAGGCACUUUGUGAGGCAGUGAGAGCAUAAUUAAGAGAUUGUACUGUUGCUAUAAUGGUUAUUGUAAACUAGUGGGGAAAAAUAUGAAUUUUCUUGCAACCAUUUCCAAGGAAAUGGACAAAAGUGUGGUAGUUUCAAUUCAUCAAAGAAUCAGCAUUUAACCUGUAAGCUCCCAAGAUCUGAUUGUUAAUUCUUCUUUCCAGUUGUUACACAUUUUCUUGUAAAUAAGUUAAUAUGAGAAUUUGGUGUUAGAUCAGGAUGAUAACUUCUACCAAGUAGGUUUUAGUAUUCUAAGUUCCUGUUUGCUACAUGAAGUAUGUAUAUUAUAGCAGGAAGUUACAUGUUUAUUGUUUCUGGAAGUUAAAGGGUUAUGAAUAAGAAACCAUUUGUAGGAGUAGCACUUAAUAAUAACACAUGGGUAUAAUCAUUUACAAGUUGUAUUUUCAUAUUGAAUCAGGAAAUGCUUAUGAAGAGGAUACAAGAAGGAGAGUAUGACUUUCCAUCCAAGGUAAGACAACAGAACAAGUUUGAGGAGAAAAUACAGAGUUAAAAGUUGUUUAUCAAGUGCAAGUUUGGUAUCAGACUGUUGUAUUGGUUUUUUAGUGAAUUCCUUCCCACCUUCUCUGUGAGACUGACACUUAAAUUUGAUUUAUAAAGUGGCUAAGUUGGCCCUCACACUCUUGUAAGUGAUCAAUGAACAACUUCUCCUUAAAAUAUUUGUACAUCAUUCAGUAUAAAGAGGAUGAGAAUUGAAAGAAUAAUGAGGUCAAGGAUAUUUGAUUAAUCUCACAUCAAAUUCUUUAAACUAACAUGUAACCUGGAAGCAUGAUGAUUUAUUUUAAUUAGUACUUUAAUCUUAGCAAUAAAUGGGUUAAUUUUCUCAAACUUUAAGAAUGGCUGAAUAAAAAAGCAGUUUGUUUCUUACAGUGAUACUCUUUUACUUUUUUUAAAAAACUCCUGUUGUUUCUUUAAGAGUUUGUGUAGGGGAAACCAAAGGAAAAAUUAUUUUAUUAGUCUUUUUAGACUUCUUCUUUUGAGUAAUUCUUCCCCCAAAUGCACAGUUCAAUGUAAUUUAUGAAAUAAGUCAAAGAUUAAAAAUGAUAGAAAAGUCUCUCAUAAAUUUACAUUGAAUGCAUUGCAAGUCAAACAAUAUAAUGAAGAUAGAUUGUUUACCAGUUAGUAAGCUGAAAGUCAUUUUCCACUUUCUGUUCAAGGAAUGGCAGUGCAUUUCAUUAGAAGCCAAAGAUCUCAUCUCCCACCUGCUAGUGCGGGAUGCAACAAAGAGAUAUACAACUGACAUGAUACUUGAACAUAGCUGGAUUGAAGAGGUGUGUGUAUGUGUGCAUUUUUUGCUCCGUGCAUUUUAGGUUAUUUUGUCACUAAUGUCAGUUUGUGUUAACCCUCUCAUCUCUCUUUACAAUAUCACCCCUGAAUCAAACAUUAAGUUCACAAGAAUUAUAAAGGAAAUGAUCACCAACUAGAUAAGCUCUUGACUAGUAAAAAAAUUCUCUUUGCCAGAAGCUUAAGAAAUGCUUGGAGAACAGUAUGAAGAUUAUGAAUUCUGAUGUUAAGGUGUAAAAGGCUAACUGUGUUUCUUAUUUUCUUUUUUUUUUACAGGCAAGCAACACCCCAUUACCAACCCCUACCCUGUUGACAAGGUAAGUUGGAGAAGGUUGAGAAGCCUUUACAUAAACCAUUAAAAUUGUGGUGAUGUGUUAGCAGACCAUUUGAUAUUAACAUGACCUUUUCCUUUACCAAAAUACUCCACACUCUCUAAUCACUGAAUGUAACACUAUGCUUCCUCUUAGUAACCUUGGGUUGCAUUCAAAAGAAGAGAGUAAAUACUAAAUCAUACCAAGAAAAACAAUAUUUAAAAAGAUUGAGCACUUAUGUUUGAUUUUUCAAUCAUAUUAAAUUCAGCAUUAACCUUAAAAUAAAAAAAGAACACAUCUGUGCAUAUAAUGCUUGCACAAUACAAUACUCCACCAAUGAUUUUGAGGAGUGUGUCACCCAUUCUUAUGGUGGUUCAUAUCUCUGAACAGCAACUUUCAAAAAAGUAGUAGUAGUUUGUUUUUGUGAACUACAGAAUAGAUGGUUGUGAUGGUUUCUUAAAUUUUUAAGAGGUAACUUAUUUUCUUGUUUUUCUUUUCAGGAAUAUGAACACCCUCAGUCUACAGGAAUUUGCAGCUGAAGCAGUAGCCAUGAACAGAAUAUUUUCUGAGGCAUCUGCCAUUGAUGAGCCUGGUGCUCACUAUGAUGAGUUCCAAAACAACAUAAAACCAAGACUGUUUGGACUUUCACCCCCUUCCAACUCUGUUUUGGCCAGGCGACGAGCUGCCUCAUCAAAAUCACAUUCACAGAAUCCAGUCAACAGAGAUGUUGAAAAAAGUGGACUAUAGUAGAUGAGACCCUGUUCUUUGCAAAGUUAUCCCUAAGAAAUUAUGUGGCAUUCUUCAUUCUUUGUAAAAUAUGUGGACAAACUGGAACCCAAAAACAUUUCAGGUGGUUAAUGUUGAAAAAGAUUAAUAUAGACUGCAAAUGACACUUUUGAAAAACUUUACCAGAGGCAAGGUUUUUCGACUAAGACAUUGAGGUACAAGUCUGCUAUUUUCUUUCUUGAUAAAUCCAUUUGUGGAUGUAAGUUAUGGCAUAAUGUUUAUUAAUUUUAAUCCUUAAACAUCCUCAUUUCUUAUGUUUUAGUUUUUUCUCCUACUGGGGUAUUGUUUCUUAUCACUAGACUAAAAUAUUAUAACUUCCCUCUUGUAAAGGUAAUCUUGUAAGUGACAAACAUACAACUCAACCAAAAUAUCAAGAUGCAGCUCCUUCAUCUUUGUCACUCUGCCAAGUACAGAUGGUCAGUUGUAAGCAGUGUAAAUAUAUUUUGUAAAUUGUCACUCUCACACUUCUUAUGUCAAAGAAACUUUGCUUGCCCCUCCCCCCUCCCCCUCCACAAUGAAUAAAAUUUAGCAAGCUAACAUCCAAGCCCAGAGGGGAGCAAGCAAAAUCUGUUUAGGGAUGUUGAGGAGUACAAUUAUAGACUAUCCAGGUGGGUAGGUACAAUUUCAUUCAUUACUUGUCUACCAAGGUUGAUGAUGCCACAUCAAGUUACCAUUCAAGUGGCUGUCAUCCAAAUGCAAACACUUAGCCCUUUGACUACCUUGAGUGACCAAGACAAAACUUCUCCUUACAAUAUCAAUACUGUAUCAAGCAGAAAAGUGAUGAGAAUUGAGAAAAUUGUUGAUUAGAGGAUGAUUAGCUGAUCCAAUACAAAAUUCUUCCAACUCACAUCAUAAGAAUUGUUUGGCAGACAAUAAUGAGAAUUACCAAUGAGAUCUUGAGAGGGAAAGGGUUAAAUGUUACAUCCUAUUGCAAUUAAAAUUUCAUUGAGUUUUGCUGUUAGUUCACAAUAAUUUUCCUGUUAUUGGUGUACAUUUUGGCAAUGGACUGUACAUGUUCUGGCAUUUAUAUUUUGUUUCUUUUACCAUUUGUACAAUAUUUUUUGAUAGAAAUAUUCAGGCAAAUUUUUGUAUUGCAGUAUUUUACUUGUGUCACAUUUUGAGAAGAUUUACCUGUUGUCGAAAAUAAAGAAAUAAAUAUGAC